Paralichthys olivaceus (Japanese flounder) is the source of this 3944-nucleotide messenger RNA. Its product is annotated as glypican-6. Gene Ontology annotation, cellular component: extracellular region; synapse; cell surface. NCBI's taxonomy places the organism in Eukaryota, Metazoa, Chordata, Actinopteri, Pleuronectiformes, Paralichthyidae. The record is from RefSeq and is a predicted model, not a curated record. Gene Ontology annotation, biological process: regulation of protein localization to membrane; cell migration; regulation of signal transduction.
CCAGGAGGCUCCGUGCGCUCCGCGAAGUUGGAUUCAACGCGCCCUGAGGGAGAAUUGCGCACCGUCUGGAUUCAUGUGGCACCUCGACCCUCUCGGUUCUCUUGUCUGCGGCGCCGGGGGGACUUUGAUUCAUCACUCUGUGCUGCAGCACAGCCCCGUUUAGCUUCUUUUUUCUUUCUUGAGGAAAAGGGGGAAAUGUGUUUACUCGUAGUUUAGUUGGGAAAGGCUUCAUCAAGUAUAUACCUGCGGAUCUGCUGCUGCUGCUGCUGCAUUUGGAGUUUCACCAGCAAGCGGGACCCUGCUGCAGAGAACCUGACACAUUAAGGGAUCUGUUGCAGAAGUGAACAAUGCUCAGACUAGAGACCAUCCUGUGCACUUUCUCUGUGCUCUAUGUUGCGGCGAGGGCAGAUUUUAAAGCGCGGAAUUGCAGCGAGGUGAGGGAGGCGUGCAUCGGGAAAGGCUUCAGCUUCGCACAUGUUCCUCUCCAGGAGAUCCCAGGUGAGCAUCUUCGUGUAUGUCCUCAAGGAAACACAUGUUGCACCCAGGAAAUGGAGGACACAUUUGGACAACAGAGUAAACAGGACUUUGAAAAUCUGGUUGAUGAAAUGAGUCAUGAAUUGAGGAGCACCUUUGUUUCCAGACACAAGAGAUUUGACGAAUUCUUCCUGGAGCUCCUGGAGAACACAGAGAGGUCCCUGAACGAGAUGUUUGUGAGGACUUAUGGCAAACCAUACAUGCAGAACUCAGAGGUCUUUGAGAACCUGUUUGCUGAGCUGAAACGCUAUUACACCGGGGGGAACGUUAACCUGGAGGAAAUGCUUAAUGACUUUUGGUCACGGCUACUGGAGCGUAUGUUCACGCUGCUCAACUCCCAGUAUGUCAUCACCGAGGACUAUCUGGAGUGUAUCAGUAAGUACACCGACCAGCUCAAGCCCUUUGGAGACGUGCCCAGGAAGCUCAAGGCUCAGGUUACGCGGGCAUUCAUCGCUGCUCGCACAUUCGUCCAGGGGCUCUCUGUCGGCCGAGAGGUGGCACAGAGAGUGUCAAAGGUCAGCAGCACUCCAGCUUGUAUGCGAGCGCUGACAAAGAUGCUUUACUGCCCUUUUUGUCAGGGUAUGCCAGCAGUUAAACCCUGUAAGAACUACUGCCUGAAUGUCAUGAAGGGCUGCCUGGCCAAUCAGGCGGACCUGGAUCCAGAGUGGAACCAGUACAUUGAUGCCAUGCUGCUGGUGGCGCAGAGGCUGGAGGGACCUUUCAACAUUGAAUCUGUCAUGGAGCCUAUUGAUGUCAAGAUUUCCGAGGCCAUCAUGAAUAUGCAAGAUAACAGUGCCCAGGUCUCCUACAGGGUUUUUCAAGGUUGUGGCCAGCCAAAGCCCGCAGGAAUGACUAGGUCUACCCGUGGUGUUUCGGAUGUGUUCAACGCCCGCUUCAGGCCGUACAGCCCAGAGGAGCGGCCUACCACUGCAGCUGGCACAAGCCUAGACAGACUGAGGAUUGUUUGGAAUGCGAUGCAACACAGUGUGGUUGACAUAAAAGAGAAGCUGAAGCUGUCCAAGAAAUUUUGGUCCAACCUGCCAGAGGCGAUGUGCGUGGAGGACAGAGUGACCGCCGGAAAUGCCAGUGAUGAGGAGUGCUGGAAUGGACACGCCAAGGGCAGGUAUUUCCCUGAAGUCCAAAAGGACGGACUGACCAACCAGGUGAAUAACCCCGAGGUGGUUGUGGACAUCACCCGCCCAGACACCUUCAUCCGCCAGCAGAUCAUGGCUCUGAGGGUGAUGACCAACAAACUGAGAAACGCCUACAACGGCAAUGAUAUCUAUUUUCAAGACUCCAGUGAUGAGGGCAGUGGCUCAGGCAGUGGCAGCGGCUGCACAGAAGUCUGCCCCACAGACAUGGACGUUGUCGCCACCGAAGCCCCAGUGGUGGAAGCCGACCGAAGCGGGCCCGUGGGUGACUCUGCCCCGCUCCAUGCACCCUCUGUAGCCCUGCCAACCAUGCUGGCCCUGUCAGCUCUGGCACUCCACCGACAAUGGAGAUAAUGCUGGAGGAACGGGCCAAACAUGAACAGCAGGGUCUUUUUUUUUUGCAGUUUUUUUUUUUUGCAGUUUUUUUGUAUUCAGGCAGAUUGGAGCUACGGUCAAGCAGACAGUAUUCAGGCUGCCAGCCCCAAGGCUAGAGGAGUCUGCUCUGAAAACCAGAGCAGUCAUGCAUCAUGAUUUCCCACUUUCCCAAAGAUCAUGCAGUGCCAUCCUUAGACUUGAUUUCAUGGCAUCACUUCACCAUCUAACACCGAUGCUGCCCCAACUCAACAAACUCUGCUUCAGAGAUUUAAAAAAAAGGUGUUUCUUGCACAUAUGGCAGGUAUUAAGUAGGUAAUGUGGAAAAAUGUAACACGCACUUUUGAUUGUUUUGAUUUUUUUAAAUGCAAAAACUGUUUGUGUGUUGAAAAGUUAUGAGAAUGUGGUUAUGUGAUGCACCUAAAAGAGGCACAAUAAGUUUCAUAUGUUUAAUAUACAACAAAAACAAAGGGUUUAUCCAAAUGGCGUAAAAUUCAGGAACAUGUGGUUUCUACCUAAAUUUUGAACUCAAUCUUUGUUCCACUGUCAUUAGCUCAUGUGCCAAUUUAUUUUUAUGAGAGGAGUCAUGUUUUCAUGUUGCUUCAUCUUGUGAUUUACAAUAACCUUAUGACAUUUGGCAAGAUGUGUAGGUUCAAGUAGUCAUGGGUUGAUCAUGCGUCUGCUCUGCUCUCAGCAAUCCAUGACACUGUUCAACAACCGCCUCGUGCUACAUCUCAUGUUAUGUUAAAAGGGAAACAACUGACAUUUAUGUACUCAUUAGCCUUGCAACAGAUUUAUUAUCUGCAAAAUAUGUUCAUGUUAUGCUGGUUUGUCAGGCUCGGCUUCAGGGGUAAGUUAUUGUCACACAGAGAAGUGAUGCAUUACAUGAGUGGGCAAAACCACUUCAAACCCUUACUAAUGUACUUCUUAUGAUUAUAAUGAUUUUUUUUAUUAGUAGGGGUUUAUGUCUUCUUUGAGUCGCUGUCUACACAGUGUGCUUUCACCUAACCACUGUAAAGAAUGAGUGACCUGCAUGCACAGCAACUUAGUGAGGAACUACACAUAUCAAUUGUUUUUUUUAAAUCUUUAAAUAGUGCUUAAAAUAAUUUUAUAAUGCCUUAUAAAGGAAAUCCCACAAAGGAAAGGAAAUCCAUAAAUUCAAAACAAUCUCUGUCAUUUACAGUAAUUUAGGCCUGAAUGUUUUGAUGUGUGAAAUAUUUGAUAAAUACUAGAAUUACAAACACAGUGUGUCAACCACUUGUCCAUAUGUGAUUUAAUAGCCAAAGCUUAUUCUGUAACACUGUUUAACAGUUUGGAUUUGGUCAUUAUUAAAUUGUGCAUCUUAGCAAAGCAAAACUUUGUCACACAGUUUUAAAAGUCAAGUUGUGAAAUCAAACAAUUUUCAAAAUAAAAAUAUUAUUUCCACAGUUAUGCAAAAGAAGAGGGAAUUAUUAGCAGCAGAAGUGGCAAACAGCAUACAGUGGGCACUAGAAAUGCAAAGAAAGGGUCCCUAAAUUUAUCUGCAAAGCUUGAAUGGUUAUGUCUGCAGCACAGACAGGCUUGAAGCCGACCACAGUCACCUGUGAAAUGAGAAUAUGUGGAGACCGGACAGGGCUGAAUGCUCCGCUGAAGCUCCUCAGUAGAGCGUACUUACAGAGAAUGUGAGAGGCCUGGCACUGCUGAGGGGGGCGGACAAAACCAGCCUGUAUGUACGUCCACUGUUCUCUGAGAGCCCGUCAGCUCCAUCACCACCGGGCCAGCUAAGCUCACAUAUCCUGCCUAUAGCCCUUGUUAUACCCUCAGCAGUAUAUCCAUGAAUAUUUGUCAAGCUUUUAUUUUUGUUGCAUUUACGUCAGCAUUUGCAUCCACAUUGCAAGAACAAAAAAA